AUGGAUGAAUACUCGUCUUCUAGGUGUACCGACACCUUUUGCUCCGAAGCCAUUCCUGCACAGCAGCGGCAGGAGCAGCAACAGCCUUCAUGCCAGCGUCGGUUCCAACAGCCGCAGCGACAGCAUCACCACCAGCAGCAGAAUUGCUCCUCAGUUGGUGGAUUAGAAUGCAAUGAUGGAGAAGCAGCUGCAGCAACAAGAACGGCAUCGGCAGAAGCAGCAUUUGGGGGGGCGUGCAAGGAUGGAUCUGCAGGCUUACAUACACUCCAUAUUCCGCGAGAGUGCAGCAGCAGCAGUAGCACUCCAGAGACGGUCGAGCUUCAAGUUCUUCAGAGCACCUGCAGUAACAGCAGCAGCAGCAAAAGCUGCAGUUUGAAUAACACGCGUAACAACAGCAGCAGCAGCAGCAAGAGGGACUCAUCCUUGGAGAGCACCGGUAGCAGCAGCCGCAUCCCAUACAGAAGCAGCAAAGACAGCACUUUCUGCAGCAGCAAACCAACAGAUAUUUGCCACCCCUCUUCGGAGAAAAACAAUGGAGACUGCGCGGACAGACAGCAGUCGGCGCCGCUGCUGCCUCAGUCGCACCUGCCGUCGGCGCAACAGCAGCAGCAGCAGCAGCAGCAGCAGCAGGAAGAUGAGCCGGUUCCACUUCAGCAAUUCCAGCAGCAGCAGCAGCUUUACGAUCAGCACCAAGAGCAGCGAUUGCGGCAGCAACAGCAGCAGCGUCCGCGGUGGAUGCUGCGGCCACCUCCGCAGCACUUGUUGCACCGUCUUGAGAGGGAGGCCUUCCGCUGCUGCUGCCGCAGCUGCUGCGUCUCUUCACCGAAGCUGCUGCAGGUGCAUGCAUUUAGCUUCCCUCACCCUGCGUGUAGACGCUUGCUGCAGCAGACGGGGUCUGGUGUAACAGCAGCAUUAACAGCAGCAGCAGCAGCAGCAGCAGCAGCAGCAAGCCGUGGUGAAGCUACCAACGCUUGGGAAGGACCUACGGUUGGUGCUCAAGAGGGAACGAAGACACAGGGAUGCCGUGCUGCCGAAGAGGCAGCAGCAGCUGCAGCAGCAGCAGGUGGUGCCGCAGCUGCUGCUGCUGCGCCGUCGGCCGUCGGACAAACCGCCACUGGUUUGCUGCUGGCAAACAGCAACAACGACAGCAGCAGGGAUAGCACCAGCAGGAGCAGUAGUGUUGAUUUAAGGAGAAUGAGCUGCAGCUGCUGCAUGGCUAUCCAGCCCCCUGCUGCUGCUGUAUCUGCUGCUACUGCUGCUGCUGGCGGGUCCUUUAAUAGAACAUCCGAAGCAGCUAGCCAUGCAGACGCUGCUGCUGCCUAUGGCUGUGAUGCUGUAGAUGCUGCAGCAGCAGCUGAUGUUGCUGCAGCAAGUUCUGCUGCUAGUGCAGGAGGAGGGCUAGUAGCUGCUUCGCAUGCCGAUGUGCAGCAGCGCGGGGUAGGGGGGAUGCGGGAGAGCAGCAGCAGCAGCAGCUGGGGCAGCUGCGACAGCAUGUGCUGCAAGGGCAGCACAAGUAACGGGAACAGACGUUGCAGGUGUUGUGUGUGCAUUGGGUCGACACUGAGGGCUUUUUGCAGCCGAGAUAGCAGCAGCAGCAGCAGCAGCAGCAGAGGCAGCAGAGGCAGCAGCAACAGCCUCGAGCAAGGCAGCAGCAACAGCCUUGAUUUCCCCCACAAGAACGCGGGUGGCAUGUGUGAUGAGUACAACGCCGGUGCAGCAACUGCAGGAGCAGCUGCAGCAGAUGCUGCAACAGCAACUGCAGCAGGGAGUAGCACUGGUCCUUGUUGCAGUGCGACGUCUGGAGGGACAUCCGUAGCUUCCGCAGCAUCGGCACGAGCAGCAGCAGCAGCACCUUGUGACGAAGCCGUGUCAGGAGAACAGCAGGAUGGUGGUGUAGUGUGUGUAUAUAAGAGGGAACGGGUUAGGAUUGGCAGCAGCAGCAGCAUCAGCAUUCCCUGCAGCAGCACGAUAGAGCGCAGCAGCAGGCGCACGAUAGAGCGCAGCAACAGCACGAUAGACCGCAGCAGCAGCACUACAGACUGCAGCAGCAGUACUCUAGACCGCAGCAGCAGCACAACGGACCUUAUUAGCACAACGACAGAGCGGAGGAGCAGCAGUAUAGACAGCAACACCGCUGUGGAGGGCAACCACAAGCAACGGUAUGAAUUAGUCUAUGACGAAACAGAGACAGAGACUUGCCCUGCUCUCAUUGCGGAGCAGCAACAGCAACAGCAGCAACAGCAGCAACAGCAGCAACAAGCGCACUGCACCGAUGAUGUGCCGGAUGGUGUCUGCUGUAGUGUUGCAGCAGAGAAGGGAAACACCUGCGGUGGCUGCUGUCGUGUUGCAGCAGAGAAGGGAAACACCUGCAGUAGCAACCGCGGCAAAUGCCAGCGAAAGACGGCAGCAGCAGCAACAACAGCAACAAAAACGGCAAGUACUUCUUGCAAAAGCAGCAGCAUGAAUGGGGAGACGUGCCUCUGCAAGCUCGUUGGUUGCGCCGCUACAAGCGAAGAGGCUGCAGCGGCAGCAGCGGCAGCAGCAGCAAAGAGGGUGGAGCGAAUGAGCGGCAAGUGGCUGCUAAGAGCCACCCAGGGGCACACCAUUCCCUACAUACGGAGCGAGUUAUUUAUGUUGCGGGUGGAGUCUGCAGCAGAACUGCCGGUUUGCGUCCAUGGGACUUAUCUAUGGAAUUGGAUGUCCAUUAGACAUCUUGGCUUACACCGCAUGCACAGAAACCAUAUUCAUUUUGCAACGGGUUUACCAGGCGAAGCAGCAGUAUUAAGCGGCAUGCGAAGGAAUUCAGAAGUUGCGGUGUACAUACACCUGGAGAAAGCAAUGAAGGAAGGAGCGAUCUUCUUUAAAUCAAGAAAUGGUGUUGUACUAACUGAAGGACUUAAUGGCAGAUUACCACCGUGCUUCUUCUCCAAGGUUGUGCUGCUGCGUGACGGAGUAGAAUUGAUGGUAGAUGGCGUUGAUUACACAGAAAAAUAUUUAAAUAGAAUACCCAAGGCUUUGCUGCUUCUGUCCGAGUCUGCUAUAUAUCGGCAGCAGCUGCAGCACGACUUUGGCUUGCUGCAGCUGUCGCCUUUUGCUGCUCCCACAUGCAGCCUUUUAGCUAGACAGAGCAGCACAGAACACCUGGAGGCUGCCCACGAUAACAAGCAGCAGCAUCAGCAGCAGCAGCAGCAGUUGUCUCAGAUGCUACCCACUCGCCUUGGCAGCGGGGAAGCCAUUACCCAAGCAGCGACAGCAACAGCAGCAGCCGCAGCAGCUACUGCUGCUGCCGCUGCUGCCGCCGCAUCUCAAGAUAAUGCAGCAACAACAAAACAUGUUAACACUGCCUGCUGA
Messenger RNA from Eimeria maxima, 3351 nucleotides. RefSeq names its product tRNA 2' phosphotransferase, putative. Bases 1 to 3351 code for a protein of 1116 amino acids. The record is from RefSeq and is a predicted model, not a curated record. Gene Ontology annotation, biological process: tRNA splicing, via endonucleolytic cleavage and ligation. Gene Ontology annotation, molecular function: tRNA 2'-phosphotransferase activity. The transcript has 5 exons. Lineage: Eukaryota; Apicomplexa; Conoidasida; Eucoccidiorida; Eimeriidae.